AUGGAAGUGGAGAGCCAUAAAAACCAUUCUUACAGCACUUUCUUCUUAAUAGUAUUUCCAUCAUUUUAUGAUUACAGGCGGAUUAUUUUUAUUCCUGUAUUUAUUUUGUUUAUUUUGGCUAUACUGCUUAACUCUGGAAUCAUUUUUGUUAUUACAACAGGAUCAGGUCUGCAUUUGCCAAUGUAUAUUUUAAUAUGCACUAUGGCUGUUGUAGAUCUAACCAUACCAAUGACAUUCACUCCAAAAAUGUUGCUCAGUUUAUUACUUGACUGGAAUGAUAUUUCACUUGUUGGCUGUUUAGUGCAAAUGUUUUUUGUUCAUUUUGUAAGUUCGUUUGAAUCAACCAUCCUUCUUGUCAUGGCUAUUGACCGAUAUGUGGCAAUAUGCAAUCCGUUACGUUAUAAUGAUUACAUUAAUAUCUCCAAUUUUCUUAAAAUUGCAGUAUUUGCUCUAUUUCGAAGUAUUAUAUUUGUUUUUCUGAUUAUUUUAUUUGCUAGUUCCCUUACUUUUUGUUUGUCAAAUGUGAUUGAACACUGUUACUGUGAACACAUGGUGGUAGUUGGGUUAGCUUGUGAGAAUACAAACAAAAACAAUAUAAUGGGAUUAGUUGCAGCAUUUUCAAUAGCAGGUCUUGACCUUUUGUUCAUUCUUUUUUCCUAUGGUAAAAUAUUUUUUGCAGUUCUCAGAUCUGCAUCGGGAAAAUCAAAACAAAAGGCCAUAAGUACAUGUGGCACUCAUUUAAUUGUCAUUCUUAUGACAUAUUGUAUGGGCCUAAGCUCAUUUCUCGCAUAUAGAUUUAGAAACUCAGUUACUUCUGAUUUUCACAACCUAAUAAGUGUUUCAUAUCUCCUUCUACCAAGUUGUUUCAACCCAAUUAUUUAUGGUGUUAGAACAAAGGAAAUCAGGGAACAAAUUCUAAGGAAGCUGGGCAUAGGCAAAACACUUCCAGUUUCUAACAGAGGGCAAAGUUCUAAUAUAUAA
This is a messenger RNA of Polypterus senegalus (gray bichir), 981 nucleotides long. Its product is annotated as olfactory receptor 52D1-like. Lineage: Eukaryota; Metazoa; Chordata; Cladistia; Polypteriformes; Polypteridae. Gene Ontology annotation, biological process: G protein-coupled receptor signaling pathway. The transcript has a single exon. Gene Ontology annotation, molecular function: olfactory receptor activity; G protein-coupled receptor activity. Gene Ontology annotation, cellular component: membrane. The record is from RefSeq and is a predicted model, not a curated record. Bases 1 to 981 code for a protein of 326 amino acids.